Molecule: messenger RNA, 2022 nt
Organism: Colletotrichum truncatum
Lineage: Eukaryota; Fungi; Ascomycota; Sordariomycetes; Glomerellales; Glomerellaceae
Source: RefSeq, a predicted model, not a curated record
AUGGAUUCCCCUCUCUUGCCCAGUUCCCCUGCCGCCCAGCCCACGGGCCGGACGGCUCAAGGCUCAAUAGAGCUUGCGGCAAGACAAUGUCGCGAAUAUUUGCUGAAAUUGACGGAGAUUCCCCAAUUGAUGACUCUUGAAUGGGCAGAGAAUAGACUUGCUGAGUUUAAUCUCUGGACGGCAAUGACGGGGGCGUUUGCAGGCGGCACUGCUUCACUCGAUUCUCGGCUGGCUUUGGAAAGUGAGGUGAGAAACUUGGUCAUUGGAAUUCUUGUCUUGAUGUUAGGGUGCCUUAAUAAGUGUGAACAAUCCGCUCUCGUUCUUGACAGGGAAGAAGACGACGACACUGGGUUGGAGGGUAACCCUAAAGUUACGGAGCCGAGACAGAUUCAAGACUCUGCGGAAAACAUUCCACGGGGCUUUUCGCCAUGGUCCGACGACUCUUCUUCGGAUACAGAAUCUGUGCCAAAUGCCAAACAAAACCCCAGUCGACACUCUCAGCUUUCAGAGGCAAAAGGCGAGGUAGAUCAGAUCCUUGACCAUCUAACACGGCUAGCCCUUGCGAUACGAAAAUCAGGAAAUAGUUCUAGACUGCAUAAGGCUGACAAGUCAUUCAAACCGGAAAGUCAUAAAAAACUACGAAAUCACCUCGAGCUGAUCAUCCUGGCCAAAGGAAGUGAAGAUGGGCGCCAGGCGUACUCUGUCGACGCAAGUUCCCUGACUCCCAUACAGGAACGUCUGAUUCGCGCAAACUUGAAGCGGAGAAACAGGUAUUUGUACGCACAGAGACAUGCAAGGAAGCUGGCAGCUGAUACUUCCAACCUUCACCAUCGGGAACUUCUACCAACUGGGGUCAUUCUCCAUGCUCUUCCCGAACAAAAGCCAACAGACGCAGCGCCAGAAACAAAAGAACAACUUACAGCUGCAACAAUGGAGAGAAUUGCUCAAGAUAGCAAUAGGUUGCCUUCCUAUGAUGCAGUUCUGACAGCAACCUCGGCUUCGAAGGUGGCUCAAACCAUCGAAUUUGUCCCACAGCACCCUCCGACAGCUUCACGAAUAGCGAAAACAAAUAUUACCUCCACCGCGUCCAAGGUCCUUUACCCCAGACCUCCUAAGCAGAAUGGUCUCCUGCGGUAUUUUAAGUGUCCUUGUUGUGCCCAAACACUCCCAGAGUUUUACCGGGGACAAACGAUGUGGAAAAAACAUCUUAUGGCAGAUAUAUGUCCCUACAUGUGCAUCCUUGAUGAUUGUCCAAAGCCAGACAUGUUAUACGUCACGCGGAAAGAGUGGACAAGACACGUUGAGCAAGAGCACCAGCAAUGCUGGCAGUGUUCGCCAUGCACAGUCCCAGACAGGCCGCCGCUCGUUUUUCCGUCUGUCGACGGCCUCCUCAGCCAUCUGCGUCAGGAACACGGCUCUACAAUCAGUGAAAGCCAGUAUUCAACUCUGGUUAUCAACGGAACUCGGCCUGUACCACCAGGGAUCAGUAGCUGUCCGCUCUGCGACUCUACUGGCCCUCCUGAUGCACCAGAACUGUUAGAUCACAUUGCAGAGCAUUUACACGCAUUUUCUCUGCGGUCUCUUCCAUGGGCAAUGGACGUCAUUGGAGACGAGGAGGGUGAUGUGGGCGACGACUAUUUCGAUGCCGACAAUUAUUUUGACCAAGGGUCCGAUGACCAAUCUCGCCCGGACGACGUCAUCGAUCCGGACCAGGACACGGAUGAUUUGUCUUCACUCUCUUCCUAUGAGACUUAUACUUCGAGUCAUCGUUCGACAUUGAGCGCAACUAAUAUUCCCCGAGGCCCUCCAAUUGAACCGAUCAAAGCUGGUAGCGUGAACGCGGUGGAUACGCAGCCAGCGAGAAAUCCAGCAAAAGAUCCCGAAAGAGGCCCCCCACAGCCUCAUAACCUCGCCUCCCGCAAAAUCCGCAUUACCAGUUCGUGGUCUCUUGAUUCCGUUCAGCCUUUUUGUGAGAGAAUGAUUGCAGGUUUUGACGCCUAUAAUUACAGUUAUUUCGGCUGA